This is a messenger RNA of Procambarus clarkii (red swamp crayfish), 2159 nucleotides long. Its product is annotated as DNA polymerase delta subunit 3. Gene Ontology annotation, molecular function: DNA-directed DNA polymerase activity. Gene Ontology annotation, biological process: nucleotide-excision repair, DNA gap filling; DNA strand elongation involved in DNA replication; DNA replication. Gene Ontology annotation, cellular component: nucleus; delta DNA polymerase complex. The record is from RefSeq and is a predicted model, not a curated record. NCBI's taxonomy places the organism in Eukaryota, Metazoa, Arthropoda, Malacostraca, Decapoda, Cambaridae.
CGGUCGGUUUCUGACGUCACAACCAUAACAAAAUAGAAGUUCCCGCGAAAUCCGUGACGAUGGUCGCCGAUACAACUAUGGACUCCAUGUAUUUAGAAAACCUGGAUGAAUUUAUCAAUGAUGAAGGGAAAAUUGUGACGUAUAAGUGGCUGAGCCUCACCUUGGGGGUCCACACGAAUGUGGCCAAGCAGAUGCUGUAUCACUUCGUCACAAGUCAGCGUGACUCAGACAAAGGUGAUGACCUGAGCGUAACAUAUUUUGUGUCUGGUGUUGUGGCUGGGGAGGAAGACCAUCCCGAUGUACAUAAGAUAGUAUUGGUUCGAGAAGAUAACUUGGCAACAGUCAAGUCUAAGAUGAAGGAUGUUAUAUCAGUACACAUAUAUAGUGUUCAGAAGACCAAACUGCACGACAUGAGUGUUCUUUACACUGCAAAUUAUGAUCAAGUCAAGGAAAACAUCAUGAGUAUCAACAGAUACAGCAGCAUUGAAUGUCCUGAAGUAAAAGUUCGCUCGUCUGCUGACCUGGCUAAAAUAAAACAAGAGAAUGCAUAUCAGGCUCCACCUGAACCUACAAAGAUAGAGAGCAAAUACAAGCCAUCACAAAUGAAAACCAAUGUGAAACAGGAGCCAAGCAGUGAGACAGAAGCCAAGCACAUGAUUGGUAGCAGCAAAACAGCAGGAAAGAGUAACCAGAUCGCUUCUAUGUUUGCUCGUCAGACUAAGAAAUUGGAUGAUAUAAAGACCGAAGCAGUGAAAUCUGAAAAGAUUUCGAAGAAGGGGUCAUCUCCAGCUGGAUCUAAGACAAAGGGAGGAAUUUCAGCUUUCUUCAAAAAAGAGCCUGUAGAAAACUCACAGACUUCAGAAUCAGCAAAUUCAUCAUCAUCAUGCAAGACAUCAGACUCAAAAACAAAGUCUAGCAAGUGCUCAUCUAUAAAGAGUGACUCUGCUACAUCUUCACCAGUCAACGCAGAGUCGGCUGUAUCCUCACCCUCUAAGAAAGAAUGUCAGAAGGCAGUAAAAGAAUCUCAGCCCGAGUCUAUGGAUAUUGACAUUUCAUCAAAAAGAGCUAAAAGACAGCAAACAAUUCAGGUUAAAAAAGAACGCCAACAGAGGGGAAAAAACAAGAGAAAGGAGGAGAAGAAUGACCCGGCUCCAAAGACGAAGCGUAAAAGGAUCAUGCAGCUUAGUGACUCGGAGUCUAGUAGCGAGGAAGAGGAGGAGGAAGCACCAGCUUGUCCUCCUAGUCCACCAGCACAAGAUUGUGUUCGUGUUGAGUCCGACUCGGAUGAAGAAAUCCCUACCACCCCACAACCUAAGUCACUAGAUCUACUGAACAGAGGCCGGGCACGGAAAAAGAUACAAGUAGACAAGACUUAUAUUGGUGAAGAUGGAUUCCUUGUGACAAACAAGGUGUUUGAAUAUAUACAUGUUGAUGAGCCUGGCGAUGAGGAGACUUCUUUGCCUAAGAAAGAACAGGAUCCUCUAGAAAAAAUGGAAACUUCUCCCAAAGUUAAAAAAGACAUUUCUCCAAAGACUAAACACUCACCACAAAAGAAGUCUGCAAAGGCAACAAAGAAAUCCCAAGUAGCAGAUGCCAAAAAGAAACAACCAAACAUCACAAAUUUCUUUCAGAGAAAGUGAAUCACUUAUCAAAGUGAUGGUACUGGCAGUGCCAGUUUUAGUGCAUUAUACUUACUUUUAGUUACCAAAUUGUAUGGGUUGAAUGCACCCACCGCAACCCCGGGUUUGAUACUUCGUAUAUACAUUUAUGUUGAAUAUUUGUCUAUUCUUGUCCUUUUAUUAUGAAUAUAUAUUGUGAUUCCCUCAGGAAGCCAGAGAAAUCCAUCGAAAUAUUAAAUGUUUGAAGUUUAUGUAACGGAGUGAAGUGCCAUACUUUGAUAAAUGUUCAUAGACAUCCUGACUUGAAUAUCUCUGUUGGUAUAUUUUCUCAUUUAAAAUUUUUGGGGUUUUAUUAUCUGUGAGUACUGGUAUUAUUGCAUGGUGUUUCUUUUAUUCUGAAAAUUAUUUUACUAUUAUUAGUAGAUUACCUUUACCUAUAUUAUUACUUCUGUAUGUAUUUGUUUUAGCAUAAUAAGAUCUCAGAUGUUAGUAAUGUUCAAUUAUUUUACUUGUUUGCAAUAAAUUUUUGAGAUUAUGAAA